Penicillium griseofulvum is the source of this 1293-nucleotide messenger RNA. RefSeq lists its product as uncharacterized. Bases 1 to 1293 code for a protein of 430 amino acids. NCBI's taxonomy places the organism in Eukaryota, Fungi, Ascomycota, Eurotiomycetes, Eurotiales, Aspergillaceae. The transcript has 2 exons. The record is from RefSeq and is a predicted model, not a curated record.
AUGAAAGAGCACAACUACUGGGCAGGGGUAGCGUCAAUGCCGGUUUUCGCUGAAGGCAACUUUUUUCCAUCCUCGGGGGAUAUUGGAUUUAAUAUGCCCCUAGACUUCGGAAACAUCAUGGGUCCUGUUGAACAAUGGAAUUAUCAUCAAUCAAACUGGUCAACCGAUGCAUAUAACUUGCCUCCCGAUUGGAUUCCAUCAGAUCAACUAUACCCUUGCGAGGCAAAUUCUUGUUUUCCAUCCGUGUUCCCCAGUGAUGCUCCACCAGGCUCCAGGCAAGCCACUGAUAUGGGAAAUCUCCAGCCCUUUCCAAAUAGGCAUGUCAACUACGACGAUAACGAAUCGCCCUUUGCAAUAAAGAACUUUCCAGAUCCUGCGUGGGUAAAUCAGCCAGAUCUUACAACCGCAAUCAAACCUCCCCCAGUGACAACAAACCAAGAAUCCACCUCCUCUACACAAGAUAUCCGCAAGAGUCUGUUGAGAUUGAGAAUGGGACUUGUUGAAGAUUUGGAGGUAUUCGAGACCGGCUCAAUGCUCCUUGAAUCUUCCUCCCUUUUCUACGAGAAUUCUAAUUUGUCAAUUGAAACACUCGACCUUCCAAUAUAUCGCUUGCUCGAUCACACAUCUUGGCUUUUGGCAAUUGUUCGAUCAUCAUGUGGCACGACAGAAGGGAAUUCGGAUGCCACACUCGCUACACAACGAUUUGAAUCGGAAAACACCGGAUAUGAGGACUCUUCGUUUAUUCUUCCAGAUACCGGCGACAAUGGCUUUGAUGAAGAUAUCGCCACAGUAUCCCCACAUGAUUCCGGCUAUCACACCGCAACGACAUCUCCAGAUCGAAGCACACCUCCCACCCCAAAUUGCGAUAUAGCACUGUGGCUUGGCAUAUUGGAGGCACAUUGUUCACUAGUGCGCAUAUAUCGAGCUGUUUUCAUGCGCUUGUAUCAGCUGUUUCUGAUAAUCCCUCCGGUUGAUGCAGCCACAAUUCUGUUGUUGCCGAAAGUACGGUUUGGGCAGCUUCACUUGGAUGGAAAUCUCAUUACCCAGGUUCAAUUGUUGGUUGAUUUCAGCUCGACAAUGAUGAGGAAGCUUGACCGGGCCCUUGAAUUGCGGUCAAGCUCGCCUCAACCACAGGAGGAUCGAGGAUUCGAUCCAGAAUCUGUUCGCCAGAAGGAUUGGUCAACCUCGAUUCGCGAUAUUGUCCUAGCGCAAGAACAAGACCCUUGCGAAAUGUCUCUGAUGGAAAUAAUGGAGUCUUUGGGGCAGCUUGCUAAAGACCCGGUUAUUAUUUAA